Molecule: messenger RNA, 2510 nt
Organism: Lindgomyces ingoldianus
Lineage: Eukaryota; Fungi; Ascomycota; Dothideomycetes; Pleosporales; Lindgomycetaceae
Exons: 2
Coding region: 37-2262 (741 amino acids)
Biological process (GO): vesicle-mediated transport
Cellular component (GO): endocytic vesicle; cytosol
Molecular function (GO): small GTPase binding; guanyl-nucleotide exchange factor activity
Source: RefSeq, a predicted model, not a curated record
CUACAUUCUCCCCUUACCUUAACUGACAGCAACGCAAUGACCGAACCACCUAAGAAUCUACACACCUCCAAGUCCUUCACUCGCCUCGAAUCUCCCCAGUCCCACACUCCCCUAUCCCGCAGUCGAGCAAGCACUCUCCAGGGCCCGCCCGUGCCGGAUAUCCUUGACCCGCUACAGGUCACUUUAUCGCCUGACAGCGAGGACCCAAAGGAUGGAGACAUCUUCGCCUCACGUGACGACCAAGAUCCCGAGGACCCGCCAGUGAGAACAGUGCCCGACACGUUUGAGGAGCUGCCUAUCGAGAUCAGGAGCCUAACAGAGAGGUUCCUCGAGUCACUCUCUGCAAAAGUCCACCCCAGUCCGCUCUCUGCUGACGCUCUCUCCGACCUCUUCCAGGAAUUCUACACCCGUGCUUCCACUCACAUCAGUACCCACAUAGCCACGCUCUCGUCCAGAUUAUCAAGAGAUACCUCCGCGUCUCCCGCACCCAAGAAGGCCUCUGUAUCCAGCAGCAACAGAUCCAGCUCUCUAAGCUCACGAAAAGGCACCGACAAUGUCGGCGAGCAGCAAAUGCUUUCCGUGUCAGAAAUGGCCGACCGGAAGAAAGCUAGACGCCUGCUUGAGGUGAAGCGUGCUGCACUCGAAGAAGCUGUAGAGCGAGCCGUGUGUGAGAAAGUCUACGAGAGAAUAUGGCGACACCGGAGUACGGAUGACGAAGAGAGAGAUCACAAGCUUCGGUCGCGGACGGCAGCCCUUAGCCUGGUUGGCAUUGGUCUUAAGGAGCUUCUGAUGACUGCCGAGGAGCUGACUGAAGAAGAGCGUUUGAAGACCAAAGAGAGGGAAGGCGAAAUCCGGGAAUGGCUAUCCUCUGCCCGGGACGACAUCCGGAAGAUGGACGAGGAGAAAUACCCCCUCGGAAAACUGCACCAUCUUACCGCCGCACACAAGUCCAUUGUGGAAGCCUUGUCGAAAGUCUUCCCCGCCUCAUCAUCGGCUGAUGAGAUCCUCCCGACUUUGAUCUUCACCCUCAUCACAUCACCUCCAGAAGGCCUCAACGCUAUUAGUAACCUUAAGUUCAUCCAAAGAUUCCGUGGCUCUAGCCGUAUGGAUGGAGAAACUGCUUACUGCCUGGUCAACCUAGAAGCGGCUAUUUCGUUCCUGGAGACUGUGGAUCUUUCCUCUCUUAGAGCAGACGAAAUGCGACCCGAGAAGUCAAACUCACGGCCGACUACGCCUAGGUCAGAGAUCACUCCAAUGCCGCUUGGCCUCGCACAGGCUCCAGACCUGACGCAAACACCCGCUACGCCGUUGAAAGAGUCAGCUGUCAAAGCGCCGCCGAGCCCUACGACCAAGGCCCAGCGUCGACUUAGCAAUCUUAUCCAGACACAGACGAACAGGAUUGAAGCUGCUUCCGAUGCCGUCCGCGAUUCGAUACUUGACUCAGCCGAUCAUGCAAUGGACACCAUCAACAAUACACUAGAGACCAGCUUCAAGUUCUUGUUCGGUCGAAUGAAAGAGCAAAACCCAAAUAGCCCUAUCCAAGAAGAGCCUAAACUUCCAAAGACACUGGCCGAUGCGAGAAAACUAGUGAGCUCCCCAAUCCGUGUCGAUAGAGGAGACGACGACAUGGGCAGUGUCAGCGCUGCAAGUUCUGUGCUUGGCGACGAGCACCAAGACGACAGGAGCAAGGAUGCAGGUUCUAAGAUGACGGAUCUCUUCGGUGGAAGACGCGGAAUCCGGGACCGCAGCGUCGAUUCGACGAAAUCUGGAGGGAGCAAUAGUGGGAAGCGGGUCGCCUUCACGGCAUCUCCCAAUGAAAGCAAGACGGCGCAGGCGCCUGCUGGUAAACCCGAGUCUCCGCCCGCUCCAACCAAUACGUCGGCCGUCGACUCCAUCCGAAAUAUGGGCAACAGUCUCAACCCACUCAACCGCUUUGCAAGCAUCAACAUGAUUCCUAGAUUUGGGCGCACCGCGAGCAGCACAGCGAGUACACCUACCAUACCAACUCCUGGGGAGCCUAGUAAGCAGUUACCGCCGACUCCUCCAACAAACCGGUCUGCUUCUGGUGAAGUGGCGCUGGUUGACGAGAAAGCGGCUAGGGCCGUGGCGGCGAUUGAAGCGUUGCGCAAAACGACGCCUCCAGUCAAACGCUUCUUGGAAGCCAAGGAUGCGCAGGACUUGAAAUUAAAAGAGGUAGAUGAGCUGUUGAAGGAGUAUCAACGGUUAGCAGGCGCAUUGAGGCAGGCUAUCAAUUCUGGAUGAACUGCAAGCGGCAUGUAUCUGCCAUAGAUAGAGGCGGGCUGGAUUUGGAUGUCGAGUAAAAGCAACAUGUCGCUACACACCACGGAACAUAAAUAGAAGGGUUUAAUUUGCCAAAUGUCCUGCCAGAAUCACAGAGUACAUCCAGAGGAUUCCGCCUUCUGUCGCAAAUUGGAUACUUGCUAUGUUCUCUCCUGAAUGAUGAAUUAAAGAAAAUAUUUAGGGCCAAAAUUUUGCGCUGCAGCUGAUCA